AUGACGGAGUUGUUAGGAGGCCACAACACGCUGGUCCAGCUCUUUGGAUUUUACUGUUCACCGCCUACUUUGCUCCACCCCUACAUGAGCCCCCCUGAUGUUCUUCCAGGUCACGCCUUCGCUGCCAGCGUGGCUUUCCAAAACAGAGGGUGGAAGGGCGAGAGCCCGGACGGCUGGUCCUGUGGCUUGGCUGCACCUCCCUGGGGCCAGCAGCCACCCCGUGCCCCCUGGGCAGUCCUGGUGCUUAGCUGUCCCCUGCCCUCGCCGGGCUGCCCGGCCGCCUGCCGCUGCUCCUCGGGAGAGGUGGACUGCAGCGAGCGUGGCCUCAGCGAGGUGCCACAGAGCCUGCCCGCCAACACCAGCGUGCUGCAGCUCUGCUACAACUUCAUCCGUGUGCUGGGGCCGUGGUCCUUCCCUCCUCUGCCAGAGCUGCUGCUGCUCAGCCUGCGCCACAACCACCUGGGGCAAAUCCACAGCCACGCGCUGGCGGGGCUCGGGAUGCUGCAGGAGCUGGACCUCAGCAACAACCACCUCACUGUGCUGACCCCCGAAACCUUCCUGCCCCUCACCAGCCUGGCCACGCUCAACCUGGGCGGCAACAGGCUGGGGGAGCUGGAACCCGGGGUGCUGCACGCCCUGCCCCAGCUCCGAGCCCUCCUCCUGCGGGACAACCCUUGGGUGUGCAGCUGCGGCAUCCUGCCCCUCUGGCGCUGGCUCAGCCAAAACAGGGAAAAAGUGCAAGAGAAGAGUUCGCUCGUGUGCAGAGUCCCAGAGCAGCUGAACAAGUAUCCAGUCAUGGCCUUUGAGAAUGAAUCCUUCAGGCAAUGCCAGGAGACCUCACUCUCUCCCCAGCACUACGUCGCCUUCUUGAGCAUUGGACUGUUCUCCUUCAUGGGCAGCAUCUUCUUCUGCACCUUCAUGGGCUCCAUCAUAGUCGUUUUCCACAACCUGCGCAGGGAAUCCCACUUCUGGAGGAGACCCCGCAUCUGCAGGGACUGCUGA
This is a messenger RNA of Opisthocomus hoazin, 1002 nucleotides long. RefSeq names its product leucine rich repeat containing 26 (gene LRRC26). Gene Ontology annotation, biological process: signal transduction. The record is from RefSeq and is a predicted model, not a curated record. NCBI's taxonomy places the organism in Eukaryota, Metazoa, Chordata, Aves, Opisthocomiformes, Opisthocomidae. Gene Ontology annotation, cellular component: plasma membrane. Gene Ontology annotation, molecular function: protein binding; signaling receptor activity.